This is a messenger RNA of Emiliania huxleyi CCMP1516, 1146 nucleotides long. RefSeq lists its product as hypothetical. Bases 1 to 1146 code for a protein of 381 amino acids. NCBI's taxonomy places the organism in Eukaryota, Haptophyta, Isochrysidales, Noelaerhabdaceae. The record is from RefSeq and is a predicted model, not a curated record. The transcript is spliced from 5 exons.
AUGCGCGUCCGCUUCUCGGACGAAGAUGUGGAUUUGGGCUUUCCGGGCGAGGAGGCGCUGCGGGGCGGCAGCCGGUAUGCAAAGAAGCUGCUCUGCGACGGCGGCAGCUUUGUGGGCACUGCUGGUCAGUGCAUGGUGCGGGCCUCGGGCGGCGCGUGGUCGGCCCAGGACAGCGACAUUACCGGCGCGCGGCAGCUCAGCUUCUUCAUCGAGAGCGUUUUGCGUCCCGGCGGGCGUGCUCGCUCGAUGCCGGCGAGCGCAUUGCGCACGCUUUGGACGGUGGCGAAGCCAAAAACACCGAUGGACGACUGGCUCCACCUCCCUCAGACCGUGGCGCCGACCGGCGACUACACCGCCGCCGAGCGAGAGCGGCUCCGCGCCAGCGAUCCCGGCGUGGACGGCAGCCCGACCUCGAUCGUCGACUCGCACUUUGUCCGCGACCUCCUCGCCAACGGAGCCAAGCCGGCUCCCUUUGCGCCGGCUAUGGAGCCGGAGGAGUGGUCCGAGGCGGUCGGCGUCAAGCUGACGGACGCCAAAGUCAGGACCAUCCACGGAGCCGACAUCGUCGCGACCGAGGCGGGGCUGCAGCCGGCGCUGCAGACGGAGUACUUUGCCGCGUGGGAGCUGGAGGACCGGCCUCGCCGCAUCUGCCUGCUCACGAUGGACAUGACGGAGGACUACCGCCCGUACGUGGGCUAUCUCAACGACAACAUCGCGGCGCUGCAGUCGUCCUUCCGCUCCAAGGGCCUGCCCGUCUUCACGUCCAACUGGAUCCGCCGGCCGGAUGACGGCCUGUACGGCGCGCUGGACCGCUUCUACGGCUCCGCCGGCGUCCGGUCGCGCGAGAACCCGACCUACAUCUACUUGGAGAACGGCACGCUCCCGAUGAAGGAGAUUGCGCCCACCGGCGAGGAGAUCGCGGCCGGGCUCACGAUCAAGUCGUCGCACCUCUCGAAGCGCGCCGCCGCCCCUCCCGUUUGCCGACGCCGCUCCACCUUUCUGCUCAAACUGCGCGCGCUCGGCGUCGACACGCUCGUGAUUGUCGGCGCGUGGAGCGAGGAUUGCGUCGCCGCCACCGCCUUUGACGCCGUCGACAAGUACAACCUCGACACCGUCGUCGUCGAGGAUGCAAUCGGCGAGACGUAG